Oryza sativa Japonica Group (Japanese rice) is the source of this 4825-nucleotide messenger RNA. The record is from RefSeq and is a predicted model, not a curated record. NCBI's taxonomy places the organism in Eukaryota, Viridiplantae, Streptophyta, Magnoliopsida, Poales, Poaceae.
CAUCCGAAAAAAAAAGGAAAAAAAAAAAGAAGGCGAAAAGGCGAUAUCGCCCGAGAGAGUCCAACCCCCUCCCCGACUCGUACGCGAAAGCUCGAGGCCGCGCGGCGCCGUCGCGCGGGUUAGGUUUUUAUUUUUUUUUACUUUUGGUUCUCCGAUCGUCGGAGAAGCUUUCCGGCGAUGCUCUCGGUGCGCUGCGGAGGCGGAGGCGGUGGCGCCGCCGCCGUGGAGGAGCACGGCGCGGUGCGCCACCAUCGCCCUCUCACCCCGCGCCAGCAGCAGCAGCUGCGCACGGUGGUCGAAUCCCUCCGGCUCGACCCCCUCGAAGUUGACGAGGGCGCGCGCCUCGAGAUCGCGCGGCAGAGUUACAGAGCAGGGGAUUACAAAGCGGCGCUGGAGCACUGCAAUGCCGUGUACAGGGCGAACCCGAGGCUCUUGGAGAACCUCCUGCUGCUCGGCGCCGUCUAUUACCAGCUACGAGAGUUUGACAUGUGCAUCGCGAAGAACGAGGAGGCUGUUGCAAUCCAGCCGAAUUGCCCAGAGUGCUUCAACAGCAUUGCGAAUGCCUGGAGGGAGAAAGGCGAUGUUGAUAAUGCCAUUCAGUUUUAUGUGCAUGCAGUACAGCUCCGGCCUACCUUUGCUGAUGCGUGGACAAACUUAGCUAAUGCUUAUACUCGAAAAGGAAAUCUCAGUCAGGCAGCUGAGUGCUGCCAUCAAGCCCUUGCACUAAAUCCUCAUCUGGCUGAUGCAUAUUGUAACCUUGGUGAUGUUUUGAAGGCACAAGGAUUGUACAGAGAAGCAUACAGUCACUACUUGGAUGCUCUAAACAUAAAGCCUACUUUUGCAAAUGCAUGGAAUAAUAUUGCUGGACUUCUCAUGCAAUGGGGAGAUUUCAAUAAAGCAGCUCUCUACUACAAGGAAGCAAUCAAAUGCAAUCCAGCAUUUUACGAUGCACACCUGAACUUGGGAAAUCUUUACAAGGUUACUGGAAUGCGUCAGGAUGCAAUUGUAUGCUUCCAGAAUGCUGCUAGGGCAAAGCCAGAAAAUGCAGUAGCUUAUGGGAAUCUUGGUAAUGCCUACCAUGAACAAGGGCAACUGGAUCUUGCUAUUCUAAGUUAUAGACAAGCCAUCCAUUGCAAUUCAUCUUAUGUUGAAGCAUAUAAUAAUCUGGGAAAUGCUCUAAAAGAUGCUGGGAGAAAUGAAGAGGCUAUUAGUUGCUACCAGACAUGCCUUGCUCUUCAGCCUUCUCACCCUCAGGCUUUGACAAACCUUGGGAAUGUAUAUAUGGAAAGGAACAUGAUGGACAUAGCAGCUUCACUGUACAUGGCAACACUGACAGUUACAACUGGAUUAUCUGCACCUUACAACAACUUGGCAAUGAUUUACAAACAGCAGGGAAACUGUAAUCACGCCAUUACAUGUUUCAAUGAAGUACUCCGCAUUGAUCCAAUGGCUGCUGACUGUCUUGUCAAUAGAGGCAACACAUUUAAAGAAGCAGGCAGGAUCACUGAAGCCAUUCAAGACUAUUUUCAUGCUGUUACAAUUAGACCAACUAUGGCUGAAGCUCAUGCAAAUUUGGCGGCUGCUUACAAAGACACAGGCUUGCUGGAGGCAUCAAUUAUCAGUUACAAGCAGGCCCUACAAUUACGUCAAGAUUUUCCUGAAGCUACUUGCAAUCUCCUGCACACUCUACAGUGUGUAUGUGAUUGGGAUGAUCGAGCAGAGAAAUUCGUGGAGGUGGAGGGAAUCAUCAGGCAGCAAAUAAAGAUGUCCUCUCUCCCAAGUGUACAACCAUUCCAUGCUAUAGCAUAUCCAAUUGAUUCAACUCUUGCACUGGAAAUCAGUCGAACAUAUGCAGCUCAUUACUCUUUGGUUGCAUCACGUUUUGGGCUUCCUACAUUCACACACUCCUAUCCUGUUCCAAUCAGCAAUGAUGGCAGAACUUCAAGACUUAGAAUAGGGUAUGUGAGUAGUGAUUUUGGCAAUCAUCCCCUGUCUCAUCUGAUGGGUUCUAUAUUUGGAAUGCACAAUCAAGACACUAUCGAGGUUUUCUGUUAUGCCCUGAGCCAAGAUGAUGGUACAGAAUGGAGGCAGCGUAUUCGAUCUGAAGCUGAGCACUUCAUUGAUGUGUCAUCAAUGUCAUCUGAUAUGAUUGCUAAAGUUAUCAAUGAGGAUAAGAUACAAAUUCUUAUUAAUCUUAAUGGCUAUACUAAGGGUGCACGGAAUGAAAUAUUCGCUUUACAACCAGCCCCAAUCCAGGUUUCUUACAUGGGAUUUCCUGGAACCACUGGUGCAGAUUACAUUGAUUAUUUGGUUACUGAUGAGUUUGUUUCUCCACUGAAAUUUUCACAUAUAUACUCAGAAAAGCUUGUCCAUCUUCCCCACUGUUACUUUGUGAAUGACUAUAAGCAGAAAAAUCGAGAUGUUCUUGGUCCUGUAUGCCCACACAAGCGAGCUGACUAUGGUCUGCCAGAGGACAAAUUUAUUUUUGCAUGCUUCAAUCAACUCUACAAGAUGGACCCAGACAUAUUCAACACCUGGUGCAAUAUUCUGAAGCGUGUACCAAAUAGUGCAUUGUGGCUAUUGAGAUUUCCAGCAGCUGGAGAGAUGAGAUUGCGCGCAUAUGCAAUCUCAAAGGGAGUAAGAGCAGAUCAAAUCAUAUUUACAGAUGUUGCUGCAAAAAAUGAGCACAUCAGACGCAGUGCCCUAGCAGAUCUAUUUCUUGACACCCCGUUGUGCAAUGGCCACACCACUGGUACAGAUAUAUUAUGGGCUGGUCUCCCAAUGAUCACUCUUCCACUAGAGAAAAUGGCAACUAGGGUUGCAGGUUCACUGUGUCUAGCUACUGGAAUUGGGGAAGAGAUGGUAGUCAAUAGCCUGGAAGAAUAUGAAGAAAGGGCAGUCUCUCUAGCAGAAAAUCCAUUGAAACUCGAAGCUCUUACCAACAAGCUCAAGGCUGUUAGGAUGACCUGUCCUUUGUUUGAUACAGCUCGAUGGGUAAAGAAUCUGGAGAGGGCAUAUUUACAUAUGUGGAACCUGCAUUGCUCUGGUAGGCAUCCUCAACAUUUUAAGGUGCUAGAAGAUGAUGCACAAUUUCCAUUUUGAGAGAUAAGAAUCAGCGGGUCGUGUGGUUGUGUAAAUAUUACGAGGUAAGUUUAUUAAGAUGAGUUAACUAGGCAGAUCUCUUGCUGUUUCAUGUGGCUUCUACCACACAGCUAACAUGAGUUACACCCUGCAGAGAGAGAGGUAACAUAAGCCUUUUCACCUUCUUAACGCACAAAAACUGAGAAAGAGUUGUCCGCGUCCAAAUCUUGGGGGAGAAACUAGUAGAAAUCUUGGGGGGAGAAACUAUACUUGUAGGACUUUCUAUAGAAAACUGUUGCGUCAAGUGUUAAGACUCCCUAGGGGAUCAUAUUUCUUCCAGUUCUUGUCACCCCGUUCUGAGUUUUGCAGAGUAUUCUUUUCAUAGUGAACAUUAGACAAGUAAAUCAGAGGGUUGAUUCUUUCUUAUCAAUAUUAGGAGUGGAUUGUUGGACAUUUCUUGAAUUGAUCGACAGUCAAAAAAAGGCAUGCAAAAUAGAUAUAUACUUUUUUUUUUCUUCUGCAACAUGUAUGCGCGAUCAGGUUGUUGGUCUGGUCUGUCAUCGUGAUAAGUGGACCUGAAGAUUGGUGGCAGUUCAGGUCGUGGAUGGUUUGUUGCUUUCUUCCUUACAAGUACUAAUUACAUUUGGAGAUCUAUGCAGAUUUCAUGCGCAAGCUGGAACGCUAUGCCUGGGCGCACCUUACUGCAGGAAUUGCUGUGACUGAACUUUUGAUGAUGUCCCGUGGCUCUGCUGCAUCCGCCCUUAAACUUGGUUCUCUUGUAGGCUUAACUGUUUUUGCAGGUUGUCGUUCUCUUCUCUGAAAUUGUUGGUCUCGACAGUUUCAAACUUCAGUACCCGCCCUGUCCGGUGUUCGUCAUUCACGGAUAAGUUGGAAGGCACGGGUAAGAUAUAUUGGCACGGUCCAUGGAAACGUUGAACAGUGCACAAGGCUACUGCUGUUUGAGCUCCACCCAUUCCGCCAGGAUCUCCUGAAAUGUGUUUCAGGGGGAAAAUGAACCGGACAGAGUGGCACCAUGCAGUCAUUUAGCACCUGCCAGUGCGAUGACUUCACUACCAGAAGUGCCCAAGUAGCUAAUCUUAAGGUAAUCUGUUUCUGGUGCUCGGAUAAACGGACACACCAGACCAUAAGCCAGGUAAAUACCAUCGAAUCACAUCGUUAACGGCGGCGGCUACAGAACCAUACGCGCAGUUUGGUGAGUUUGGUGUGGUUGAUGACGUGGCUGGUCCGAUGAUUGGUCCAAAAUGCCAGCAUAUACCGUCAAUGAUGAUAUACCGCCAAAAUCAGGCAGGAAACGAGCGAUCGAUUCUUUGCCCGCUUCAUUACUCUCUUCCCAAGGUACGCAUCCGUCAAUGAUGAUAUACCGCCAAGUCUGCAAAACUGAGGGCAAUUGUUUCAUCGUCGCGGUUAUUAACCUUAGCUAUGGGCGAAUUACGGAUUAGUGGGAUUCGAUAAAAUCAUAAGCAAUGAAUUUUCAGACGAUAAUAGAGCGGCUACGGUGAUUUGCUAAUGUCAAAUUUGAGUCUUAAUUAGCUCUUUUAGAACACCCAAAGUUUUUUCCACAAAAAUCCUUCAACAUUUAUCUGGUACCGUUCCAGGAGGAGCCUUUUGGUUAGAGUGGCUUCAUCGACCUUAGCUCACGCUAGGGUUUAGCUGACGACACGAUCAGUUUGUACUGAACUGGAUGCACUUGAUAGUGGUAAUGGAUGUGUGGUUUUAAUUUUAA